Molecule: messenger RNA, 1698 nt
Organism: Cylindrotheca closterium
Lineage: Eukaryota; Bacillariophyta; Bacillariophyceae; Bacillariales; Bacillariaceae
Source: the annotation of a GenBank genome assembly
AUGUCAAGAACAAUGUCCUCCUUACGGGCCUGUCGUCAAAGUCGGAAACCACAACCAUGCUUUAAUUCAUCUGCGUCGACUUCUACCAGAAUAUUGAUGGAAGCGAUGAACCCUCAACAAAUCAAAAUUACUGAAGGGAAACAAAUACGAAGGAUCACGAAUCAAUUUCAACCAACUUCAUCUCACCAUGCUCAUCAGCAACUGAUUCCGAGAAGUUUCCAUUCCUAUUCCUAUUCCUAUUCAUCUCUCAAGCCUUCGCCAACAUCAUCAACACCACUGAGUAGAAUGAACUUGGAAUCUGCAGCUUCAGCAAUUAUCAUACCGAAGCGAAUUGUGCUACCAUCAUCGUCCUCAUCAUCAUCAUCAUCAUCAAGGCACAACGAUGACAGGUGUUCUUAUAUCAAUCCUUGGGAUACAUCCGAUGAGUCAACAUUGCCACCCAUUGACUACGACAUUCGAUUGGAUCGCCAGACUCGUUUCUUGCUUCAAUUGCUCAAGGAAAAGAGGAUGCAUGGACUGCGGAAUCCUCGAUUUCAUCGCAAGUCCGUUCCGGAAACUCUGACUACCGAAAAGUGUCAUUACUGGCUGCAACAACUUGCUGCUACUACUGCUGCUGCUACCGAAUCCAAUAACAAUGUCGGUAUAUCUACGUUGAGUGAUCAGUGUUGGCAGCGAGCGGAACGGGCACGAUUGAUACUGGAGCACAUGGAAGCCAUUGCGGAUGACUUUCGGCAAUCUUGUCACCGUCGAAACCAAAGACAGGAUGAUGCUGAAGCAGCAACUUGGCAUAUGAAUGGGAUGCACAGAGAAAAUCGAUCAUCUCUUUCACCAUUGACCGAAUCAUCAAGGACCCUGCCACUUCCAACCUCCGAAACAUACAUGCUGGUGCUCAAGCUAUACGCUACCAAGUAUUUGCAUGGUGAAGUAUCAGUACCAGAAACUUGUCGCGCCAUUGUGGAGCGUAUGCAGCAGAAUGCUCUAGUAACUUUUGACGCUGAUGUCAAGGAAGGAGAAGAAGACGGACAAAUUACAGGAAAGACGAGUCAGAAAACUGCCAAUCAAGGGCACAUCGUGUCGUCUCUUUCUCCGGUACCGACUACCCAACAUUGGAACCAAGUAAUCAUUGCCUGGGCAAAUUCUAUGGAUCCGAAGCGCCCUAUUCAUGCCGCACAAAUUGCACAUGCAUUGGACGAGCAAGGCAUGGCGGAUGCCUCAACCUUCUCCCAUGCACUCCGGGCUUGUGUCAGUUUGGAUUCGAGACAACAGGUGGCGACACCUGAAUUUAUUCAACUAGCACUGCCAGUCGCACAAAAGUUACAGAAUGGACUAUUGGCACGGCAGCUACAAAACCGAGAGGACCCAAAAAAGGUUCCAUUGGAAGCCUUUCACAUUGUCCACUUGCUUCGUGUGGCAAGGAAUCUACUGCCGUCACGAAAAGAACAACAAGAGCUACGAAAUGAAAUGAUUCGGAAUACUUGGCAAAUGGCGACGAGUCUUCAAAAGAUCAAUGUGCACGUGGUGCAAGAAUUGUUACAAGUGGCGAGUCCAGGACUGGUGCACGAAUUGAUCCAAUCGGAGAAAGGCGACGCGAAGUCCAUCAGUGCCGAAAUUAUGAAAGACCCAUUGCAGCUCAUUCAAGUGCUGCCAACGGAAUGGAUAGAUCAUUCUACUCCCGAUCAAGAUCCAUAUCAAUGGUAA